AGUGGGCAGUGAUGUUUCAGAGAUUGUAGAGCAGGAGAAUGAGAGCGAGAAUUAGUCGAAAUGAAAUGCUUCUGGCAGUUUGUAUCCAGAAUGUUUAAUAUUUUGUUUGUUCCCGCUGUAUGCAAACUAAACAUGUUGAUUUGUGGCUUUUAUAAAAAUAUUCGCUUUCCUUGGAAAUUGUUUAACUUGUGCAUUUGAGUGGCUCUCUCGGCUGUAUAAUACAGCUGGUUUAGCCUAUAGGCAGGCAUUGGUUCUCAUAUACAACACCAGCACGUUUCACUCUGCAGCAGCCACCACCUUCAGCAUCAGCUCGCACCAUCAUCGUCAUCAUCAUCAUCAUCAUCAUCAACAUCAGGUGCAGGUCGAGGAUUCUUUUGGAGCUCCGCUGGUACAUGAAGAAAACAGAGUGAAGCCCACAAAGCAAUGCUCGUAGUGGCGGCUGGUGGCGACUCGGGCACAGUCGAGCGUGUUGAAUGAGGAAGCGGCUACCGGGACUGCUUGGUGUUCUUUUCCCGUCCAAACGAGCGGGGCAUGCCAGCCGGGCGAUUAACGCAGCCUUCGCGGCUGGAGGAGUAAAUGGGACCGCACGUCAUCCGAGCGAGAAAGAUGGAGCGAUUUUUUGUCCUCGUUCUCAGCUGUUUUGGCGUCUCGCGGGUCUCAGCGGAUACGUUGUCCCCCCCUGUCAAUGUUACCAUCAAAGCGGUGAAAGCUAACUCUGCUCUGGUGACAUGGGACAUCCCCGAGGGAGACCCUGUCAUUGGCUUUGCCAUCACGCAGCAGAAGAAAGACGUGCGUAUGCUACGAUUCAUCCAGGAAGUCAACACCACCACACGCUCCUGUGCAUUAUGGGACCUAGAGGAGGAGACAGACUACAUUGUGCACGUGCAGUCCAUCAGCAUGUUUGGGACGAGCCCGCAAAGCGAACCUCUACGCUUCCGAACACCGAAGGAGGCCGAGACUCAGGCUUCUAAGAAUAAAGACGAAGUCACAAUGGAGGAAGUGGGCCAGACCAACCAGUUGAGGGCGGGGGAGCUCAUCAUCAUUGUGGUGGUGCUUAUCAUGUGGGCAGGCGUGAUCGCUCUCUUCUGUCGCCAGUAUGACAUCAUUAAGGACAAUGAGCCCAACAACAACAAGGACAAAGCCAAAACCUCAUCAGAGUGCAGCACUCCUGAACACCCGUCAGGGGGUCUGUUGCGCAGUAAGUUCUCCAAGAACAACAACAGGAUGCCAUCUGUCAACAUCAUUGAAGUGUGACUGUCUUCCCUAUAUACUAGAGACUUGGUCUUCUCACAAACCAGCAGGCCCUUUUAGGCAAAUCUGCUUGUCAGGAUGCAUCACGUACGUCUCCCUUGCAGCGGGCCUGCCAAUGAAACAAAGCUUGUGGGACUCCAGGGAUUUAGGAACAACUUGGCCAGCGUUAGAAGAGAUCCCAAAGUGGAGCGACUUCAGGGAGAGUAGAGCGGAUUUGCCAUGAUUAACAACUACGGUACCUUGGGGGAGGCAGAGAUUAGGGCCAAAUGGUCCUGGCAGUGGACAGACUGCUGAUAAAGCAACCCCUUGGACCAAUGUCGAUAAAGCUGAGCCAGAGACCUUUUCUUCCACUCUCCCAUUUCUUCUCUGUCUCUUAGUGGGACGUGAUUUGACCGUACAUACAGUGUGUGAGGGGUUCCCACUGUGUCUAAAUGUUCCGUUAUGGCGUAAUUGAAUCCCAUCAUCGAGAUGUUGUAUUGUUCUAACAUUCUUUAAUCCAAUGUUUUUUUGUUGUUGUUUUUAUGAGUGGGGAUUAAUAAUUUAUCAUUCAAGUGCUGUUUUGUUCCACAAUGUAUUGUCAGUACAUUUCUAUUGUUCUGGUACUUCUUCGACCUCAUCAAGGUAGAAGAACGCUCUGCCGUCUUGCGGGGAAUAUAUGUCUGCCGCGCUUGUUUUCCCCCCCUCAGGGAAUCCAGACUGCACCUGGCUGAGUUCGGAGCGAUUUCUGUGAUGACGCUGUCGCAGCUUCCAAGGGAUAGCUCACUGCUAAAGUUUGCUGUCACGUUGGGUCACAUUUUCCUUUGUAACAUCUCCUUGUGUCGUUUGUGUUUUUAAUAGAUUCUGAUUCUUGACAUUCCACAUCCUUGAAUGAGGUGUCUUUAUUUAUUUUUAGGGUGAUGGAUAUUAGCAUCCUGGGUGAAAAGAGGACUUGACCCAAUGUGUUUCUUCCGAAUUAUGAAUUCUAAAAGAGUCUCAGAUACGUCUACAGAGAAGUGGCCUUUGUAGAGACACUAGAGGGCAUUCCUUAAGCAAUAACAACUCUAAGCCCCAUCAUAUGGGGGCAAGGACUUCAUGUGCAAUGGGGUCACGUUCUGUAGAAAAACAACACACAAAUGUAACCUCUAGGCAUGCAAUGUUGAGACAAAUGAACAUUUGUCUCAACAUUGAACAUAAAUAGUCAUGAGUACAACGGGCCUCCGAUGUUUGCUUUCUUGUAAUGAACAGGUGUCAUCAAGGCAUAAGGGCUUUUCAUGACAAUUUUCAAUUCCAAAUUAGAAUGUAUCCCUAGGCUGUUAUACAUACAAAUAUGGUGUAUUGUAAACUGAAUGGAAAAUAGAAUUGCAGUAUUUAGUAUUGACUUUGGGGGCCUAUUGUGCUUCUUUCAGUUUAUUUUUUUGGGACUUACUCUAGGUAGGAUUGUUGAAAGUUAAAUAAACGUGAUCAUGAAUUUAGACUGCCCAUUCAGGCAACCUCAUUUAUAUUAUUGUAUUAGAUGUCAAAAUAUGCCCUACCCCCACCCCCAAAAAAGAUUCCUCUUGAUUAGCCAAACUUUAAAUGUAGCAAGGGUCCUUUAACAUGAUAAAGCCAUGGCCCAUCACACUCAAGAACUCAAGUCGUAAUUUUACAAAAGGUUAUUGGAUAUUGAACCCUUUCUACUACAAUGGGCAUCUUAUCAGGUUUUCAGGAUACUGGUUUUCAUUAUUGGUGCAGGAAAGGGUUAAAUCUCGUUUUUAUGAAGUAGAAUUUCUUUGUUAAUUCAUUGGCAAGCCAGAGGGCUGAUUCCAACCCAUGUGUACUACAGGAUAUCGAGAUUAAACAUUUUACUUAUUGAUGAGACGGACAGCCCAUCUAAUUGCAUCUCUCAUACAUAUAUGCCCUUAUAUAUUUCUUAUAUUUUGUAACAUGAGUGUGUGUGUGUGGUGUGUGUGGGUGGGUGUAUGUGCUGUAUGUGGACUGUAAACAGAAAAAAUACAGUUGCAAGACCAGACUGACUAAUGCUUAAAAUUUUAAUGUGUAAAUACAUUUAAUAUUAUCAGAGCCCGUAAUGAGUUAUGACAAUUAUGAAUGCCAGAUUUAGUACUGUGCAAAAGUCUUAAAAGCCACUCUUAUAUUUGCUGAUUAUGUAACGCUACACUUGCAAAAUGUAUACAAGUGCAAACAGUAUUGGAAAAAAAAAUAGCUGAAUGGAACGGACCCUAAUUUAUACAUGUUGGCACCAGAUCACUGGAAUUGUUUAUGCAAUUCAUAAAAUCUAUAUCGGUCCUCCUAUUUACUGUUUUACGAGGCUAAAACCACUUCUUAAAAUGACAGGGAGGCAAGAGGUGGACUAAGACCUUUGCAAGUACAUUUUUAAACAUAACACGGUGGUCCUAUAGGUGAAAUAUGUAUUUUCUUUAUGUGUGUGCUUUACUCUUUAUGUCUGACUAAUAAUAAUCGUUUCAUAGCAUUUAUCAAUUGUUUAUAUUAUACAUUUUGUCAUUGAGCUGUUAAUGUUCAAUAGGAGUGGAAGAAGUCGUUUACUAGCUUGAAUCUUAAAUUACAUUGUGUUGUUGGACUGCGCACACAACAAUAAUACAACUUUUUUUAACCCAUACGAUCCUAAUCUUUGUUUGUCUUUUUUUUUACGUUGGAAAAAAUAUUGACCCCAUUUCAUUACAAAACUAUGAUGCUGGUCAAAACACAACACUGAUUGCAGGGCGUUGCACUAAUGUAGUCACUUACCGGUAGCUGACCUAUAGGGUCCAUGCUAUAUUAUACUGUAGUGGAAGAACAAAGCGAUAAAAUUCUUCUGAUGGUUACACUUGAGCGGAGAGAGACUGCACUGAUGACGCCUUUUAUCAGUUCAUUUUUUUCCUUUUUUAAAUUUUUUUAUGAGGACUCUGACAAGAGCUCACUCAUUUUCUGUUUCGGCCAUAGUGGCUUUGGAGAACACAGGCAUUGAGCUCCAAUUGAAGGGUGCCUGACCUGAAAACAGUGUUCCAUCUGCACUGAGCAGAAAAAUCUGAGCUUUUGAGCUUUGUCAUACUGUAGAGGGUUAAAUUAAUUUUCCCUAUUCCAAUUAAUAGCAUCCACU
This is a messenger RNA of Hippocampus zosterae (dwarf seahorse), 4324 nucleotides long. It is a transcript of the gene fndc5a, whose product is annotated as fibronectin type III domain containing 5a. Gene Ontology annotation, molecular function: protein binding. The transcript has 6 exons. The record is from RefSeq and is a predicted model, not a curated record. Bases 577 to 1254 code for a protein of 225 amino acids. Lineage: Eukaryota; Metazoa; Chordata; Actinopteri; Syngnathiformes; Syngnathidae.